AUGCACACCACCGCCGUUUUUAAUCGGGCUCGCUGUAAAAUGUUUACGAGCAAACCUGAAAUGGAAAAGGAGCAUGAUAUAAAAUGCUUUCGAGAGUCGGCCUUCCUAUACGCCCUCACGGCUGCAGGGGUGGCACACUCGGUGGCCCGCGCAUGCGCACAAGGGCGGCUGCUGUCCUGCGGCUGCGACCCCUUAGGGUACCGCACCUCCCACGACCCGCGGAGGGCGCGCGCCAACAAAUGGGAAUGGAGCGGCUGCUCCCACAACUUGGCAUACGGGAUUGAAUUCUCAAGGAAAUUCUUGGACGUCAGAGAAAAGGUUGACGAUUUGCAGUCGAAAAUCAACGUGCAUAAUAACAACGCUGGACGAUCAAUUCUAUCAUCUCAUAUGGAAGUGCGGUGCAAAUGCCAUGGCCUGUCAGGCAGCUGCCAGCUUCGAACCUGUUGGAGAGCUACACCCGACUUUAGGGUGGUAGCAUCUACUAUAAAGAGACAAUAUCGAAAGGCAUUAAUGGUGGCCCAAGAAGAAUUAAACAGCGGCGUAUCCGUGCUAAGAGGUCGACCACGAGGCAGAAGGAGGAGUCGUGCCAAACCAGCGCCUAAAAAUAGUCUAUUAUUCUUCGAAAAGUCACCUAGUUUCUGCGACGUCGAUCCCAAAACUGAUUCAUUGGGAACAUCCGGUCGCGUAUGUCGAAUCGGGCGGACAUCCCGGACUGGGUCUUGCGAUGUGCUUUGCUGCGGACGAGGGCACGCGCUCAUGAGGAAGUCGAGUAUCAAACCUUGCAACUGCACGUUCCACUGGUGUUGCCGCGUCGACUGCCAGAGGUGCACUGACGAAAAAUGGAUAGCGGUGUGCAAAUAA
Molecule: messenger RNA, 861 nt
Organism: Diatraea saccharalis (sugarcane borer)
Lineage: Eukaryota; Metazoa; Arthropoda; Insecta; Lepidoptera; Crambidae
Source: the annotation of a GenBank genome assembly